Olea europaea var. sylvestris is the source of this 1728-nucleotide messenger RNA. Its product is annotated as aconitate hydratase 1-like. Gene Ontology annotation, molecular function: aconitate hydratase activity; nuclear import signal receptor activity; 4 iron, 4 sulfur cluster binding. Gene Ontology annotation, cellular component: cytosol; mitochondrion; nucleus. NCBI's taxonomy places the organism in Eukaryota, Viridiplantae, Streptophyta, Magnoliopsida, Lamiales, Oleaceae. The coding region runs from base 703 to 1122 and encodes 139 amino acids. The transcript is spliced from 4 exons. The record is from RefSeq and is a predicted model, not a curated record. Gene Ontology annotation, biological process: NLS-bearing protein import into nucleus; citrate metabolic process; tricarboxylic acid cycle.
AGCCGAAAAUCAGUUAGCCCAAUUUUACCCAUACCAAAAUUAAGAGAAGAAUAACGUCAACCCUAAAUCCACCUACUCUCUUCUCUCAUUCACACCUUGCACGUUCUUCUAAGUCUCUAUCUCCGGCGGAAUCUAUCCCUGCAUACCAAUUCUUCCUUCCAAUCUCUCACCGUCCCAUGCUCUCCCCUCUCUCUCUCCCAGUCGUGGGAACUCUUCAGGUUUUCCAUCAUUAUUGCGACCAAGCGGUUCAUCGAGGAGGCCGCUGCCGCCGUGCUGUCUCACUGGGCGCCGUCGAAAUAGUAAUACUGUUCGAAGUAUUGGAGCUCUAACUAACUCUUCAAUUUCUGAUUUCUUUGGAAGUAUGAGACUUAGCUCAACCCCAAAUCUGUUGAAUUUACAAUACAAGCAGAGCAGAAGAAGUUUAUCUAUUUUCGCCAUGACCGCUGAUGGUAUAUUACUCUUUCAUCUCUUAGAAUAUAUAAAUGUGGAUUAUAUUAUUAUAUUUGCGCUUUUUGUAUCUUUAUUGUUCAUGUAGAUGAAUUUUGUUUAAUGGGCUCCUCUUAUGUAUGUUCAUCCAAUAGUGGAUGUUAAAUUGUUCGAUUUCUGUUUUAUUUUCCUGCAUUGUCUAAGUUUACAUUUGUUAAUUUUAAGUUGUCUAUGUUAUGAUUCUCGUGGUACAAUAUUGCCUGUUGAAGAAUUCUUAUGGUUUUAACUAAAUAUUGGUUGUUUAUUUGCAAGAGGAUUCUGGACGUAUUGAAAAUUUGGUUGGAGAAUAAUAUGCAGGGAAAGUGUUUGAUAAACGGUCAAAAUGAUGCCAUUGGCGAGGUUAAAGAGGGAGAUAAAACUUAUCUUUCUGUUUCUAAUUUCGACAACCAUGGCGUGGGCUUGCGGGUUCCUCUUGAUCUGGUCAUUGACCACUCAGUUCAAGUCGAUGUUGCUAGAUUAGAAAAUGCUGUCCAAGCAAAUAUGGAGCUUGAGUUCCAGAGGAACAAGGAGAGAUUUGCGUUUCUUAAGUGGAGAUCUAAUGCUUUUCACAAUAUGCUUGUUGUUCCUCCAGGUUCUGGAGUUGCUGGUUGGGGAGUCCACAAUGUAUUAUUGUACAGUGUUCGUAAAAGGGUUUGAUUAUUGUAUUGCUCCGAGUGCCUAUUUGUUCACAGGUUUUUCUUUCAUUAACAUGUCCUGUCGAAAAAAUUUUGAAGGUAGGGGAAGCUGAGAAGAAUUUGGGACAUACAGGAGAUGUCAACCUUUACGCUCAGAUGAUUGAUGAUGGUGAGGGCCUGGAAAAAAUUGAGAACUGCAGUCAUGAUAAUAAUGAGAUUUACGAGAAGGCAGUAAAGAUUUUGGAGACUGGGUCGACGAGGAAGAUGUUGAAUUGGCACCUCCUGGAGAUGCCUCCCAAGAAAGCUUCCAGUUUGGAGGUGGAGAUGUCUCUGUGCCUUUUGUGGAUUCAGUGUCAAAUGAAGGUUGGUAUCCCCCAGGUACAUACCGAAAGGAGGUGCAUGAAUGUCGUGCUAUUGAACUGACCUAUUGAACAAAUGCUGAUCCGCAUAGAUUGAGCAUGGAAGCUGUCACAAUUGUUCAAUCACCUUUCAUUUUUUGAGAUGUCUUUGUGAAUUGUAUUUGCAAAAUUGUGCACCCUUUUUAGGUGGUAUUGUAUCACAUUUAAUGUUUUUGUGUAUGAUUCAAAAAUUUGUUUUUAUGCAAUUCCAAUAUUUGUUUAUUAGGAUU